UGCUAGUGAUUCACCAACACAAAAUUUGCUAUGGAAUCCCCUCCACGGAAUUUGCUAGGGAUUCAGCACCAUGAAAUUUUCUAGGGAAUCAUCACCACGAAAGCUGCUAGGGAUUCGCUACUACAGAAUUUGCUAGGGAUUCACAACCACAAAUUUUGUGAUGGAAUCAUACUACAGUAUACACGACACAAUACCAUCUACAACGGAUUUCAUUUCGUUGUCACAUUUGCGACAUAAUGAUUGUUUCCUUUGCAAACCCUCGCUACGAGGUUUUUUGGGGACGGAAAUCGGUCGUCGCAAAUUUCAUAGAAAUCAACACAGGCGUAGUUCAUUUGGGACAAAGGUGAUACAAAAGUGCGGUACCCUUUAGCGGUGACGCAUUGAGCGGCGGCACUAGACCAUUAGCAAAGACUAGUUGGAGGGAAAUGAACGUGUCAUUUCUCUUGAUUAUUGGUUGUCGGAUUAUGUCAACAUUUUAGGGCCAAGAUUGCUCCUCAAGUGGAUCACACGGAUCGAUAUCAAUAGUGACAAUACUAUCGCCGCCAAAGGUGUCGACGCUAUUUCUUUCUACGAGAAUAAACCCUUUCUGUUGCAUCAUGCUGCAUGUUUCCUUCCAACAAAUCACCAAAGCAUACCUUUAGCGACAUCAUACAAUUUUAGCGGCGACACACGACCUAUCUGGUUUGAUGUUGUCGCUAAAGGAUUAUUCGUCGCUAAAGUGUCGUACAUAAUGCAAUGCUCUGCCUUCUUGUAUGUAUGUAUGUAUGUUACAAUUCGUGGAGCGUGAGUAGUGUGAUCAUUGAGUCGGUAGGAAACAUGCAACAUAAUGGGUAAUAAAAUGUUAUAUUAAUGAUGUUAUUAAAAAAAUCCAAUGUAUGUUAAGCUCAACACACAUUACACCCAGAUACAUAGGGUUUACUUUAUGAUACCCUAUAUUAAUCCAUUAACAGUUCCACAUAUAAUAAUCCAAAUGUUUUAGUAAACAAUUAUGAAUAUCCUAAAUACUUCCCUAUAAAUCAUGCCUAUGUUGGUGUUAUGUUGCCUACCUUUCAAACAUUAAAACUCUUACUUGCUCCUCUCCUCUCUCACGACUAUGAGAAAAUAUCGCCAUCUCCUCAACCUCGGGAGAGCAAAAGGUCUUUUCAUAUCAAACAGGGCGCCAUGGGCACAACAAGCUAGUCCCGUUAAAUCACACCAGCUAAGCCGCUGUACACAACAACCACCCCCUCUUCCACCCUCUUCCUGUUCUCGUAUAUCAAUAAACAAAUGUAAUGCAGGUAAUAUUGUUUCUCGCCAUUAUCUCCAUGCAAGUCUAGGCAACCUUACUCGUAUUCAUUCCCAUUUUCACUACUCCACUCUUGAGGCUUCACAACUUGAUUACGAGGAGGAACAGUCAUCAGUUGAUUACCAUGUGAUCGUGAAGGAUCGAGAUGUCGUUUCAGCAUCUAUCACCCCAGCGUAUAAGCACUGGCUCCCCCUAUCCAACCUGGACCUCCUUCUACCACCGGUUGCCGCUGGUGUUUUCUUUUGUUACAAGAAAAAGGAUGGCGUACCCAUGUCGCCAGCAACUGUCGUAAAGACCUUUAGGACAUCAUUGGCCGAAGCUCUAUCGACAUUCUAUCCUCUCGCGGGUGAGAUUGUGCAAAACAAUCAAGGGGAACCAGAGCUACUGUGCAACAAUAGUGGAGUGGAAUUUGUGCAUGCCCAGGCUGACAUUGAAUUGAAAGACUUAGAUUUUCAUCGUCCUGACGAUUCCGUUAAGGGGAAGCUAGUACCGAAGAUAAAUCGUGGCGUGUUGUCAGUUCAGGUGACGGAGUUAAACUGUGGAUCAAUAAUAAUAUCAUGCUCUAUUGAUCACCGAGUAGCAGAUGGUCAGUCAUUAAACAUGUUCUUAGUUUCAUGGGCGGAGAUUGCACAAAUGAAACAAAUCACCAACAUUCCAUCUUUUCGCACAUCGAUCUUGAAUCCACGAAAACCACCAACAUAUGACACACUCGUUGAUAGUUUGUACUUGCCUAUAUCAUUCCUCCCUCCACCACCUUCCUUCCAGGACACGCUUUAUAGUCGCAUGUAUUAUAUUACUGCUGAAUCAAUCAAUCGCAUUCAGUCUCAAGCGUCUUCAAUGGAAACAAGAAGAAGCAAACUCCAAUCAUUCACUGCAUUCUUAUGGAAAUUAUUAGCACAUGGAGGUGAUGAUAAUGUGAAUACAAAUUCCCGAAUGGGAAUUGUCGUUAAUGGACGACAGUUUUUAAACGAAAAUAAUGAAAAGUCAUCAGCUCACAUGGAAAAUCACUUCGGAAAUGUACUAUCUAUCCCAUAUGGUAGCGCAAAGAAUGAAGAUCUCAAGACAAUGCCACUUAAUGAAGUUGCAGAUGAGGUUCAUAAGUUUGUGGCCAAAGCAACUAAAGAAGAGCAUUUUAGGGGAUUGAUCGAUUGGGUAGAGUUACAUCGACCAGAGCCAGCUGUUGCUAAGAUAUAUUUCGGAUUAAAAGAAAUCGAAGGUGAGGCUACAGUUGUAUCAUCUGGACAAGGUUUACCAAUUAAGGAUAUGGACUUUGGAUGGGGAAAGCCAGAGUUUGGAUCGUAUCAUUUUCCUUGGGGUAGUCAAAGUGGAUACCUAACUCCAAUGCCGAGUGCAAAGAACAAUGGAGACUGGGUCGUAUACAUGCAUCUGAAGCAAAAAGAUCUGGAUUUGAUUGAGAAUAUGGCACCCGGUGUGUUUACACCCUUAAACAAUUCUCAUUUGAGUUUCUAAUUUGUGUUUCUCUGAACAAAUAUAUGGUUUACAAAUUCAUAUAUAUUGGAGUUAUUAUUUUACAUGUCGAUUUCUUUUGUAAUUUAUCUCUUUGUAAAUGUAUGGUCUUAAAGUUUGGUGUACGCUAGAUUGGUUAUUUCUUUGACUUUUUCUUUAAUCGAUGAC
Molecule: messenger RNA, 2920 nt
Organism: Lactuca saligna
Lineage: Eukaryota; Viridiplantae; Streptophyta; Magnoliopsida; Asterales; Asteraceae
Source: the annotation of a GenBank genome assembly